AUGAAAUCGGCGCCGGUCGCCAUCGGGGACCGCCGAGCCCCGAUGGAAGGUGGCGGCUUAUUUUGGGGGGCGGGGGCGUCUCGACCGGGUUUUAUUGUACCCUGUGAAAACGCCCACGCCGUGAACAACUUGGGUUCACUUGCAAAUGACAGCCCUUCCAAGCACAAUGGCGAGAACUCGACGAAGCGAGCGAGAACUUCAUACACUUCCGCCCAGUUGGUGGAAUUAGAGAAGGAAUUUCACUUCAACCGGUACUUGUGCAAGCCUAGAAGAUUAGAGAUGGCUGCUGAGCUGGAUUUGACAGAGAGACAGAUUAAAAUUUGGUUUCAAAAUCGACGAAUGAAGUUUAAGAAAGCCGUGCAAUCCGGGAAGUCAUCGCCGAGCACAGGACUCGUGAACAGCAACAGUCCCCAACCAGCUUCUGGAGAAAAAAUUGGACCCUUCGUGGAGGUGUGCAAGAGCACCAAGUUCUUCAAAAUCACGCGUUUAAAUUUUGUGAUCCUCAAAUUGAGUCAAAGGAAAGCCUAA
Messenger RNA from Notodromas monacha, 528 nucleotides. NCBI's taxonomy places the organism in Eukaryota, Metazoa, Arthropoda, Ostracoda, Podocopida, Cyprididae. The record is from the annotation of a GenBank genome assembly.